AAGGGAGGGUGGGGGGGGGAUGCGCAACGCAUUAAAAUGACGGGGCUUAGACGCGCAGCGUGGGUGUUAGUUCUGGUGAGGGCGCCAGCCGGCUCGCUCGCUAAACUAACCCACCAUCAUCCCCAACCCUCCAACGAUCGCCACCUCCCCACGUCGAUUUCGCUCACUAUACAGCUUCACGGCUCCGGCUCAGCUGCAGAUUUUUGUAGAGGCUGAUUGUCGCGUUGCCGGGAAACAUUACCAACAGAUAAAAUAAAAUAAUUUUUCUUUACACUCAACGAACGACGUAUUACGUGACUGAUGGACAAGAAAUAUUCAUGGAAAAUAUUUCUAAAUAUAUUUUUAAUUAAAUUACUGUCACACUUUUCAUGUGUCUCCGGCUUGUGGUUAACUAACGUGAAUUUUUCUCUAUUCUGUUGAUAUUUGUUGGCAUUUUAUUGUUGAAAACUUUUGGGUUUGUUUUGCUAAAACUAAAACUGUUUAACUGAGCAAACGAAUGACUAGAAACGAUUGUAAAAAAACUUUUAUUCACCCGCUUUGAGGAAGCUGUUUUAUAAUUUUGUUGGUUCUUCCUCAGAGACAUUAUCGCUCUUAUUUAAAAUCUAAAACGAGUUUUAUGUCUAAUAUUACUCGCCCGGCAAGCCCUGAGGUCAGCUGGCAAAAAAUGUUGAUCUUUUUAAUUAUAAACUCAAAAACUGCCUGAGUAUAAAGUUUAUUUAUAUUUAGUUAAAGUUUUUGCUACCGGGUUUGAUUUUAGUUUCGUUGAUCGGUAACAGAAUUAAAACUAUGGCAGCGUACAAGUGACAGUAAUUCAAGCAAACAGUGAGUCUGGGUUGAUAAAUAGUUUAAACAGUGUGUGUUAUUAAUCAGUGACUGAAUUUCAGUGAGUGUUGUUCCACUGAGAAAGUGACCAAGAGUCCAACCGCCGGGAUUUAUUAUGUGAACAAACGACUCAAAACUCAAGCUUACGAGGAUAACAGAGAGGAGAGGAGAGAGAGAGCAGGAGAGAGAAAGAGAGGAAUUUUAAUAAUUAUUAAAAAAAAGAGAAGAUUUUUUUUUUUUUUCUGAGAAAAAAAGGACACGUUCAACAUUAAAGUAAACAAGACAAAUUAAUAGAGUUGUAAAAAAUCAGUGGUGUGAAUGAUCACACGAGUUGUAAUCACGCUACCGCUGACGUCGACACUCUUCACAAUAAAGUAGUGGUCAAGGAAACCGAUAGUUUAUCGAAAUAAAAUAUUUAAAAAAUUCAACGGUGAAUAAAUGAAUCAGUGAACUGGGUGGAAGGGCGUUUGGAUUUAUAGAAGGGGAAAUAAAAUCUUAGCAAGUGAACCUAGUCCCAGCAGGUAUAUUUUACUUCAGUCAACGGAUUGUCACUAGAUCAGCAGUUGCUGUAUUCACUGCAAUACUCAAUACUCAAUAAUAGAAAUAAUAAAAAUAAAUGAGACGAGUUGUUACUCCAGUUAUCGACAUCAUUCAACAAUCAGCCUUGAUUAAAGUAACACACGAUAAAUAUUUAAAUAUUAAAUAGCUGUCUAGUAUCGAGUACUUACAUAACAGCUAGAGCAACGUCAUCUCCGGUAUUUAAUAUUCAGAGCUUUUAACGUUAACGUCUUGAGCCCCUACUAACAGCCAACAACCAACAGGAGAAUAACAAAGCAAGAGUUUAUUUUCCAAAAACAACAGCAGAACCAGGAGCGAAGUGUACAAAUAAUCAGGCGAGGACGAAAAAAGUAUCGUCUUCGGGAGCCACUCAAACAAGAGUACGAAGAUCGUUAAUACACUGUUAAUAAUUGUUAACAAUUGGAGGCUAAGGUAUUAAACCCUGGACAGCGAGGAAGAGCAAGACUAUAAAAAGUAAAAAAUAAAACGACAGCUUUUUGGUAGUUCGGUUGAAUCUUCCUCCCUCGUAAACUCAACUCCUCUCCAAACGCUCCUCAAACAAGUCUUCCUCUUAUUUGCGCACUCAAUUAUCUUCCUCAGUUGCCGUAAGCCUCUCUCUCAAUCUCUCUCUCUCUCUCUCUUUCUCUCUCUCUCUCUCUCUCUCUCUCUCUCCUCUCAGUCUCUCCUGUCUUAAUCGUUUUCACUUUAGCGAUCCUUCCGAAUUUGGUAUUAUCCUGAAUCCUUUAUUCCCAGCGACAAAAGCCUUCCUUCUUGCUUCGGAUUUUUAUACUCGAACCACGUACAAAGCUCAUACGUCGAGAUAAGCACAACGAAUAUAUGACUAAUAAUAACUUACUGUCGACAAUCGAUUUGUGGUAACGAGCUGUGCUAAAACACUAGACUUUUGGGUGCUAGCAACCCCUAUAGGAGGUGUUUCGAGAGUCGGGGUUUAAUGUUACCGCCUGCUACUUGUUAACAUAAUUUGUUAAUAAAUAAAAGGUAAUCCUUGUGACGAAGAUAAACCGAGAUUCGAAAUGGCGGGUCAAAUUGUUUGGUUGAUGUGCUACAUGACUCUUGGGCUGGCGCUGACGUUGGGGAACCGAGCUGGCUCCCAUUACCAUCACAAUCAUCGGCUGAGACUCGGUGAUCAGUCAAUUGGUGCUCCCAAUAAACUAUCCAGUGAAUCGGACUCAUCGUUUAGAUUUAACGAACCAGUUUACGAUUUGUCUCCCGGGUGGAAUCUCUACGACCAGAGAGACUUUAUCGACAAUUCCCGUGGUUUUAAUUCUAAUAAUAAUAAUAUAAAUAAUAAUAAAGUACUUGUAAAUAAAUUAUCUAGUCCUGUAAUGGAGAACGUUGACACUCGUAGAGAUUUUUCGGGUCCGGGGAGACGCCUAAGUCAUGCUAGUGCUAGUAGUAAUUACAAUAAUAAUAAAAAUAAUGAUAAUAAACGUGGGUUAGGUGACUCUGAUGAACUGCCGAGUGGACACAGGGGUAGUGGUAGUGGUAAUAGUGCUAGUGCUAGUGCUAGUGCUAGUAUUGUAAAUCAAUAUGAUCUGAAUGGACGAUCUAUGGAGAGAAGAGUUAACAGUAAUAAUGAUAACAAAUUGGUCGGGAGGACGCCGCUUAAAAGCUCCUCGGUGUGGUCCCUCGAGCCCGAUGUGGUCGAGUACCCGUGGAAAGUCCAGCAGGGCAACGGCGAUGUCUCCAACAGGAUCGGGAAUAAUGCCUACGCCAGGACACUGGGCAAGAGGAAUCAGGUCGCAGGGGGACGGAGAAAGCCCGGUGAAUCCCGUUCUACGGGCCAACAAGGACAGCCACCCCCGUUCCUAGGCUCGAGCAUCCCUGAAGUUGCCAUGGGGAGCAUGGCGUCCCAGCUAAUGCUUCGAACUGCGCGUGGCAAUCGCCAGUACGACGUUCCGCAAAUUGAGUGCCCGUCAUCCGAGGACGGAAUGGAACGAUUUGCUUGUCCGACGCCCGACAGAAUGGGCAGGUAUCGGUGCAUCGACGAUCACGUCCUGUGUGACGGAUUUAUCGAUUGUCCUACUGGAGAAGACGAGGACCGACAGGCCUGCAUGUUCUACAAAACUACAAAGGCACAUUUGGACGUACUGGCAGAGGCUUUACUGCGAUGGGUCAGAGGCCGCUAAGGAAAUCUUUGUUACUUUCUUCCUUAUCUUAUUCUACAUUUAUUAUUCAUGCUCGACUCAUUAAUUAUCAAAGAUCAAACCUACAAAAUAAAAAAGAAAAUCAACAAAAAAAGAGAAAAAAAAAACAAUGAAAAAAUAAAAAAAAAGAAGAACACAAGAGGAAUUAAAUUCAACUUAUCAAUAAAUGUUGCAAGUGACGUCCAUCUAUGAUCGGUAAUAUUUCUUCUUCUACUUCUUCUACUGCUUCUUCUCUACUCUGUUUAAUACUUUGACAGAUCUGUUAGCGGCUCUUGCAAAAGAUUCAUUAAUUUUAAAUUUCCGUCACUCAGCAGACUUUUUUUGUAAAACAGGCUGAAUAUACUAAACAGUAUUUAUAAUUACUAUUAUUAUUAUUAUUAUUAUUAUUAUUAUUAGUAAUUAAUAUAAAUCUUCUAAAUGUUUGCAACUUCUCGGCCAUGCUUUGUUUAAAAAUUAAAAUUUAAUUAAAUUCAGUAAUUAAUUCUGCAGAUUUAAAAACUAAGCACGGCCGAAAUUGACUUUCUCUAAAAUAAACUACUCAUUGAGUUAAUUAAACGCGGGUUAGUCAAAAGACUGUCCAUCUAUUUGUACAGCCUCUAGUAUAACGGGUGAUUUAAUUGAGCAAACUGUUGACUUGAUCUCAAAAUUUAGACAGUAAACUCAUUAACAAAAGUUAUUAUAAACUUUAAUUAGCGACAGAUGACAAGUUUGACAGAUUAAUCACAAAAAGUACCUUGUGAAAACUUGUUUGUCGUUAGCGAAAAAACUAAUCAAGUAUUUUAUUAUAAUUUCUUCUUUAAUUUUUUUAAUAAUUGCCAAAUGUAAAUAUUCAUUUAUUU
This is a messenger RNA of Cotesia glomerata, 4387 nucleotides long. RefSeq lists its product as uncharacterized. Gene Ontology annotation, molecular function: transmembrane receptor protein tyrosine kinase activator activity; protein binding. The transcript has 4 exons. Gene Ontology annotation, cellular component: terminal bouton. The record is from RefSeq and is a predicted model, not a curated record. Gene Ontology annotation, biological process: positive regulation of MAPK cascade. Lineage: Eukaryota; Metazoa; Arthropoda; Insecta; Hymenoptera; Braconidae. The coding region runs from base 2415 to 3530 and encodes 371 amino acids.